AUGCACAUGGCAUCUCCAGCUCAAAAAGAAAUCCUUGUCUCUUUCCAAGAAAUUCUUCCAAAAGAUGUGAUUGAUUCUGUGCUAAAUUCAUUACUCCAACUUGACCCAAAUUAUUGGGAUAAAAAAAAGGUGAAAGGUUAUUG
Molecule: messenger RNA, 143 nt
Organism: Entrophospora candida
Lineage: Eukaryota; Fungi; Glomeromycota; Glomeromycetes; Entrophosporales; Entrophosporaceae
Source: the annotation of a GenBank genome assembly